AUGCCUCGUCUUCCCUCCACACGUCUGCCCAACUCGUUGACACCGGCCAGUUGCCGUGUGCUGACCAGGCCCGGCAAAAGUGUGAGGUCCGAGGGCAGACGAGACUGCUUUAAAUGGCAUCUCACCGCACGACCUGAGGGUUUGCAGUAUCCACCCUCGCCGUGGCCGCCGAUGAUGGACGGCCAAAGGCCCAAAGAUUUGUCUUGUCGAGAUCAACUUUCGGCUGGGCAAGGAAAAGCCUGUCUUGGCAACAAGAUGGAUAACGUUGAAAAUCGGGCGGACGAUGAGCAAAAGGCCACAAAAUUGUAA
This is a messenger RNA of Protopolystoma xenopodis, 309 nucleotides long. The record is from the annotation of a GenBank genome assembly. Lineage: Eukaryota; Metazoa; Platyhelminthes; Monogenea; Polystomatidea; Polystomatidae.